Erigeron canadensis is the source of this 1277-nucleotide messenger RNA. RefSeq names its product probable polygalacturonase At3g15720. The transcript has 9 exons. Gene Ontology annotation, biological process: carbohydrate metabolic process. The coding region runs from base 13 to 1245 and encodes 410 amino acids. The record is from RefSeq and is a predicted model, not a curated record. NCBI's taxonomy places the organism in Eukaryota, Viridiplantae, Streptophyta, Magnoliopsida, Asterales, Asteraceae. Gene Ontology annotation, molecular function: polygalacturonase activity.
UCACAAUAUUAUAUGCAGGUUCAGUUGAUCAUCUUGCUAGUAGGCAUGUUGUCCACUACUUUGGCUUCAACUAGUCUCUCUAGAAUUAGUCUUGUGUCGACCACCAUCUUCGAUGUGACAAAAUUUGGAGCUAAGGGAGAUGGGAAGUCCGACGACUCCCAGGCAUUUGUGAAGGCAUGGAAGGCAGCAUGCCAAGCGCAACGAAUCGGUAGGAGUAUAAUAGUCAUACCAGCAAGGAAGACGUUUUUGUUGAAGCCAGUUUCUUUCAGUGGCCCCUGCAAGCCCUCCCGUGUUUUUGUGCAGGUAUCAGGAAACAUUGUUGGUCCAGCAAAGAAAUCCGAUUGGAGUGGUUAUCAUCUCGAUUCAUGGCUUUCUUUUUCGAUGGUCAACGGUCUUACAGUGAGUGGUAAUGGACGAAUAGAUGGUCAAGGCCCCAUGUGGUGGAAAAAUGCCUGUGUUGGUAAUCCCCCACCAGGUACAACUUGCCAUGCUCCAGUUGCAUUAAUGUUUAAAAGAUGCAACAACCUGCGACUCAAUGGUUUAACACAUAUAAACAGUCCACGAGUGCAUAUCACAGUGACCACUUGUAAAGGUGUCAUCUUGUCUAAUCUGCACAUCAUUGCCCCCGAAACAAGCCCAAAUACUGAUGGCAUUAACAUAGCUAGCUCCACCAAUGUCAAUAUACGCGACUCCAUCAUUGGAACAGGUGACGAUUGUAUUGCUAUUAGUGGAGGUUCAUCUAAUAUCAAAAUUAGCGGGAUCAUGUGUGGGCCGGGCCAUGGAAUUAGCAUUGGGGCACUAGGGAAAGGAGGAGUUGAUGUGGUAGAAAAUAUACAGGUUCAAAACUGUACCAUGACAAAAACCUUGGCUGGAGUAAGGAUCAAAUCUUGGCAGGGAGGAAGGGGUUAUGCAAGAAAGAUUUCAUUUAAGGCCAUCAAGUUUGAUGCAGUGUAUAACCCUAUCAUGAUAGAUCAAUACUAUUGUCCCACCCAAAAGGACUGUAUAACCUCUACAUCAGCUGUGAAGAUAAGCGAUAUAUCGUUCAUUGGAAUCGCGGGGACAUCACAAAUGGACAAUGUGGUCAAUCUAAGUUGCAGUAAAAGUGUGGCAUGCACCAAUAUAGUAAUGGAUAGUGUGUAUAUCAGCUCAUCAGUAACUCCAAAAAGAAAGGUUUUUGGAACAUGUAUUAAUGCCCAUGGAAGAGUUAGCCAUGUGAAACCUUCUAUUAAUUGCCUCAAGCCUUAGAAGAAAUUCAUAGUUAAUUUAAUUUAUAGAUG